This is a messenger RNA of Ostrea edulis (European flat oyster), 13544 nucleotides long. Its product is annotated as phospholipid-transporting ATPase ABCA1-like. Gene Ontology annotation, molecular function: ATP hydrolysis activity; ATP binding; lipid carrier activity. Gene Ontology annotation, biological process: lipid transport; transmembrane transport. The record is from RefSeq and is a predicted model, not a curated record. Bases 4549 to 11901 code for a protein of 2450 amino acids. The transcript is spliced from 53 exons. Gene Ontology annotation, cellular component: membrane; intracellular membrane-bounded organelle. NCBI's taxonomy places the organism in Eukaryota, Metazoa, Mollusca, Bivalvia, Ostreida, Ostreidae.
AUGUAGAUCUAAAUCUUAUUUUCUUAUAAUCAUAUAAUAUGUCUUACGGCGUGACCGUGUUUGAGGGCGAAGCAGAAAGUAUUAGUAUCUAUUAGAACCCAAGCUACGCAUUGUGUCGUUAUUUACUACUGUUAUCCAGUAAUAAGCUGUAUACGAGAAAACAUAUCUUGUCAAAUGAUUAUUUAUAUUAUUGCUUUGAUAUAAAAUCAUUCUCCCUUUUAAAUAUAUAGUAUGCACGAAGGUGAUAUUCAUAUUAUACUGUGACCUUGAAAUCGCCCCUAAUCUGAAUGACUGGUGCGUUUAAACAUAAAUAAUCUCAUAAUACUACAGAAACAGUGGCAAAGUUCAGGUUAAUCUGCUAUCAAAAACAAUAUGAAUUUUUCUGAUUUAUAAUCUAGAUAUAUUUAUGCGUUUGAAAAGUGUGGGGAGCAAUUUCUGUCUUUUGUAUUAACGGUAGAAUGUGGACAAUCCCGGUAAUUUGCUGAUGACUGUUGAUGUGUUGUUAAAUUAUAGCAUGUUUUUUUUUUUUUUUUUUUUUUUUUUUUUUUUUUUUUUGUUUAGCAUGUUUAGUUUUGUUCCCAACACUUUUCAGGUUAAGGAUUUUUAUUCUUUUCUGGGUAUAUCAAUAAACAUCCAGCUUUUUACCCGCAUGAACAAGUAGGGCCUCUUGCUGAUUUCCAAAAAUAAAGUGUUACGUGAUAUUCAACUGACGUACGUCAUGGGAAAUUUACGGUAGUCACAGUCAACAUAUGGGUAGCCCAAACUUCCACCAGAGUUCCUUUGCUCACAAACCAUCUAUUCGUAGGUGACGUAAUGAGGCCUCGACGGGGAGUUUGAUGGGUAGCCUGGUACCCGAGGCCUUCCGAUGGCCUCGGGUAAUAACAUUUGUGAUUUGAUUCUAACCUCAUAAUGACUUUACAAUAUUAAGAAAGUUAAUUCAGAAAUAUUUAUAAUAUAAUAUAUUUAUAAUAUAAUAACAGUCAAUUCAUUUUUCUUAUAAAUCGUUAUAUUGUAAAAAAAAUUAUCUUUGCAAAUUCCAUGGGGGGGAUCCGGACCCCCCCCCCCCCCCCGACCCCCCCCCCCCCCCCCCCUCUAGAUCCGCGCAUGCUUUGAAUAGAUAGGUUUGAAUUAUUUUUGACAGUGAAAAGAGGCGUUUCCUCUCAUUAGUUAAACCUUUUUGGUUGCGUAAGCGUCAAGCGUAUCAUCCGGAAAGUCUUGGGCUUUUUCCAACCAAAUGUUAUGGAUGGCGCGAGAAAUCCGGGUACUGUUUAGGGAUAGAAAGCCAAGGGUGAGAAAACAGAACGUUUACAGAAAUGUGACUAUAGAUAAAAUAAGAUAAGUUUUAUUUGGGCCCAGGUGACGUAACAGCAAGACAGUUUAUAAAGAAGGAAAUUUCAAAGAAGAAAGAAAGUUUACAACAUUAGCUACAGUCUAUUUCCCAAUAUGCUGACAACACAACUUUGGCUCUUGAUGGUUCACCAAAAUCUCUUUUUGCUGCACUUGUAGCAAUUAAAUCAUGUGAAGUUUUGAAAUAUGGCAGACUUUGGGAAAACUGGAAAACUAUCUGUAACCUAGAAUAAGAAGUAUUCAACCAAUAAUGCUGAACUAGUAGUGUGAAAGAGUGUGAGAUGGUGUGAUUAAUAUGUAUCUUCAUUACUAUUACUGAUGAUUAUGUGAAUAUGGAAAAAGAAUUAAUGUAAAAAAAAAAAACCCUUAUUUUUCCUGAUAUAUACUGUUACAGUACAUAUGAUAAAAAUUAUGAAUGACUAUUUAGUAAUAAAGAAAAAAUGUCUCUCGCUUGUUUGCAUCCCCAAUAUUAAGAAAUGAUCCCAUAUUGUCAUUGCUGUUACAUCCCCCCUUAAAUACACUGUACAGAGAAACAAGACAUUUCUACGUGUAUUUAUAUUUAUGUCAAGUAAUGCUGAAAAGUCAUAUGAUAUGUCACAGUGCAUAUAGAUAUAUACAUGUAUGUAUUGAGAAAUAGGAUACAAGGAAAGAAUAGGUUUCAUCACUGACAAAACAGUGAUGGAUAUAAAUGUACAUUUUGUUUGUUGUAUUUCAUGUGUAAAUCUUUGAUUUUAUAGUGCAUGUAGUAUUCAUGUGUACUUUGUGUUGAUUUUAGUUGGGUUUUUUUAUCAAUUGGUCUCCAACUCCAAAUGUCUUUGACAUCUGGUGUUUGACUAUUUUCUCUUACCUUCACAAAAUAAUUCAAAAUGUACGACACUUCCCAUAAACUACUGAUCAACCAUUAGAAAUGAAACCCGUGACAUGGACCUAGAUUCACAGGAGGGUGGUUGAUCAGCUGAAUUAUUGUCAUUAUAGAGGGAAAGGUGGUCAUUAAAAGAAGAAGAAAAAAUGUGUUGGCAAAUUUAGCUAGCCUCAGUGUCAAAUAUAAAAACCCACUCUUUGUAUCUGCCGUAUUUGAAGGUUGUUUUGUAAGUAUCAUCGGGCAUUCAAAAAAAUAGUUUUCAUGGCUUGUAUUACUGAAAGAUGUGGGAAGAGAUAAGGGGUAACACAAGUAUGGAAAGUAAAGUAGCCCGUCCCAGAUGUAAAUGAUCCAUUAAGACACCAUAUGAAACUACAGUCCUCUUAAUGCCAACAAAAUGAAGAAAGGACUAGGGAGUGACGGUGGCCAUUUCUGGUCCUAAAAUUAAGAUAUUCCUUAAUUAGUGUAAAAUUUUGUUGUAAUUUCCAUGUUGCAGUAACCAGGAACAGACAUUUUAGAGUUUUAAGUCUAUAUGGUUGAUUUCUGUUUUUGAUUUUGAUGCCACAAAGUUGGUGAAUUUUUAGAGUGUAUGUGAAAGUUAACUAAAUUGUAAACAUAUAACAAAGAUGGCAUGUUUAAGCCAAUUCAUGUGUCCACACUUUCUGAUCUACCAAAGUUUUAGAAAAACAGUGAGUUUUCGCUUGUUGAAGGAAAUUGUUUGUAACUAUGUACAUAACAUUUGAUAGAUUCAGGAUUUAAGAUUUGAUUAUGAAAUAACAUGAAGAGGCAGCCUAAUCAUCUAUUUAUUGAUAUUGUACAAUUAUCAAGAUUUCUGGUAUACGUGUAGUUUAAUGGUACCUAUGCUCCAAUGUUUGUUAGAUUCUAGUAAAAUAUCAAUACUGUGGUAUUCUAUGAAUAAGAUGUAGCAGAAAACUCUUAUGAAAUAUGGAUACAAAAAACUACGAUUGUAGGGGUAUAAAUGAAAGUAGUUUCAAAAUACAGCCUGUCUUUUUAAACGGUUUCUUUCCAAAACGAGCUAAGUAUGCAUAUCUAACUAUCCUCUAGUGUUUUGCACCUAUCUAGCAUAAUGAAUUUUACGUCCAUUAGGUCCUUAUUCCUGAAUCUAAAUUUGAUGAGCUCUUUCAAAACUUGCUUACACCAUUGUUUUCUUUCAGACCAUGUGUAGAAAUUAAGGCAAUCACAAUGCAUACAUUAUACAAAUAUUUAAAGGCCAAUGAUGUCCGAGAGUUAAAUUUGUGAAGAAUGAACUUAAAAUUCUGACCUAUUGCUUUCAAUAAGGUGAAAUGAAAUAGUUUACACUGCAUAAGUUAUUUUACAUGUAGAUGGCCAUUAUAGAUAUAUUUCUAAUCAUAUUAGUUUGGAUACAAAAAAAUCUUGAUUAUUUAGUACAAGUGUACCUUUAAAAUUUUCUGUCAGAAUUGGGGUCAAAUUACACUCUGUCCUGUACAAAGUUUGAACAUAAAAAUGUCUUUUGUUAAAGAUUUAUGACCAGCUUUAUACAUAAGUGAGUGGCCAACUUGGUAGAUAGGAUAAAAGGGAGGGAAGGAAAGACCCCGAAGAGGGGAUAGGAUAAAAGGGAAGGAAGGAAGGACCCCGAAGAGGGGAUAGGAUAAAAGGGAAGGAAGGACCCCAAAGAGGGGAUAGGGGUAAAAGGGAGGGAAGGAAGGACCCUGAAGAGGGGAUAGGAUAAAAGGGAGGGAAGGAAGGACCCUGAAGAAAGCAUAGGGUAAAAGAAGGGAAGGAAGGACCCUGAAAAGGGGAUAGGAUAAAAGGGAGGGAAAGAAGGACCCUGAAGAGAGGAUAAGGUAAAAGAAGGGAAGGAAGGACCCUGAAGAGAGGAUAAGGUAAAAGAAAGGAAGGAAGGACCCUGAAGAGAGGAUAGAAUAAAAGGGAGGGAAGGAAGGACCCUGAAGAGGGGGAGAACAUAGAAAACGAGGAAAUGCUAAAAGGGAGCGAGAGAAAAAUAGGGAUGGGAGACGAUAAGAGAUGGACCCUCUGUCCCUCAAUCUCAAGCCCCUCCCCUUCCACCCAUUGAGGUGUUUGGUAUAGAUAUAGAUCAUGCCAAAACUGACUCCAUGGUCUAUCAAUCCAUUCUCUAUCAAUCCAUUCUCCUGGCUAUUGAACUUACUCUGUGAUGUUUGUAGGUCACAAUCUAGAACAUACUAAUAAUAAACCUGUUAAAUGAUCAGGAGCUUCAGUUAUAUAAUGGAAGUAUAACUAGGGAGUGGUAUUCUUACAGUGAACAGAUGAUGAAACUGUCUAACUUUUCAGUACAGAGUGAACGCCCUUGAACCUAUCUCGACUGACGUACCAAUCGAAUCAUGGGGUUCUUCAGCCAGCUGUGGCUUCUGUCUUGGAAAAAUCUUACUCUGAGAAGGAGACAGAAGUUCCGGUUGGUGGCAGAGAUUGUGUUUCCUUUAGCACUAUUCAUCAUUUUAGUCAUUGUAAGAACAAGACCUAACCUGAAGAUCCCAAUGUCAGAGUGUCAUUAUGAUGGGAAUGCGAUGCCUAGUGCUGGUGCUCUCCCCUUUGUUCAGUCUUUUUUGUGUAAUUUUAACAAUCCGUGCCAUGCUACUGCAAGUGCAGACGAAACUCCAGGAACCAUUGGCAGUUUCGAUCAGUCCUUUUUAACUAGAGUUGUGAAAGAUCUCUCGAAAGUGUUGCAGGACAACUCGGUGAUAACUUUAGCUCAUGUCCUGCGAGAUUUUGAGUUUUAUACAGGAGUCUUAAACAACAUAGGCAGUGGAAACUCUACGGGGAAUAUUACCUUAGGAAGUUUAGUGGUGAAUCCUCAGCAAAUUAUCUCCGGUUUCCAAGACAAUGACACCAGGCAAGCCAUCAUUGAUCUUUUUGGAACUUCCAUCAAUAUUAACAUGUUGAAUUCGACACUUGUAAACGACAUCUUGGAAGACGUAGGGGUCUGUAGAGUGCCCAAUCUGAAUUCGACAGGCGUAAACCCAUCCACAAACCUGACCCUACUACAAGCCCAAUUCCGGAAUGUUAUCUGUGACCAGGAUCAAAUUUCUCAGAUUUUUAAUUUUACCUCGGAACCUGCUCGGGAUCUGGUAUCCAACCAGCUGUGUAAUUUAACAAAUCCGGAAAGUAUUGGUAACGUGAUUCAGUUACUGGAAGAACUACAGAGGACGGUGAAUGCCACAACUCUUUUUGAAGAGCUGCAGAGAUUUGCCUUGGCUAAUGCAGGCAGUUUAGGGGGAGGUGGAGGAAGUGGUCCAACAAUAGAUGCUAGCGCCUUACCUGCCUUGAUCAGAGCAUACCAGGAUAUCCAGCAGUUGUCCAGCGUAGGUGACCUGGUCAAUGAGUUCCAGAGAUUGAUACAGGACGUGUCUUUGGGGUCAGGAAUGGACCUGGGGUCAAUGGUGUGUGGGCGCAGUAACUCCGUGCUUGGAGCGAGUGGUACAAGUCUGCUGGCUGGUUUGGGAGGUUUACUGACCACCGGGGGCGUGCAGACGGGGGGCAGUGUGGAGACUGGGAACAACACAUACAAUGCCACUGCCAAUGUUACGGUUGGACAGUCAGGUGGUGUCUGUGACACGAUCACAAAAAUGAUGUACAGUAGCCGCACCACUCGAGUCCUGUGGAAGCAGAUUCUACCAAUGUUACAGGGAGAGAUUCUGUAUUACCCAGAUACUCCUGCAGUCAGAAAAAUUAUCAAAGAGGCCAACCAGACAUUCGAGGAGUUUGCCAAUGUGAUAAAUCUGGCCAGGAACUUCAGCCAGGAUUACUACUUUGACUUGUAUAACUACCUGAAUAACAGCGCGAACAUUGAAUUCCUUCGGACUUUGACUGGUUCCUGUCUCUGUGACUUAGCUUUUGACCAGCUAAGGAGUACAUCCAAUAUCUCCUCGAACUACAGUGCCUGUUCGUCGUUGAAUGCCUUCUUAAACAACGGCAACUCGACAGGUUACGAUUGGAGAAAUGCCAUCAAUGCCACUAGAUCGUUGGCACUGGGCAUUGCAGAAUUUGGAGGGUGCUUCAACCUGAACAAGUUUAAAGGUUACAAAAAUCAGAGGCAGAUGAUCAAUGAUGGAGUGAAAAAGAUUGAAGAUUUGGAUUUUUGGGCAGCCUUGGAGUUUCAAGUUUCUGAUAAUGAUCAGGACCCCCUCCCAACCCAUGUGAAGUACUCCAUUAGAAUGGACACUGCCAAAGUCGACAGUACAACAAGAAUCCAGGACAAAUACUGGCGACCUGGUCCCAGGUCUACUGCUGGAAUUGACACAAAAUACAUCACUUACGGCUUUGCUUACAUUCAGGACAUGAUUGACCAUGCGAUCAUUAAUAUCCAGACUAACAAGCAGGUGAACAUCGGAGUGGAAACACAGCAGUUCCCCUAUCCAUGUUAUACCAGAGACAGGUUUAUUUACGCUAUAUCCCGCUCCUUGCCGCUGUUCCUGGUGCUGGCCUGGGUCCUGUCUGUCGCCAUGAUCUGUAAGAGCAUUGUCUACGAGAAGGAGAACCGCCUGAAGGAAGUAAUGAAGAUUAUGGGGCUCAGUAACGCGGUGCAUUGGGUGGCUUGGUUCAUCAACUCCUUUGUUAUGAUGUUCAUCACCAUUCUGAUUCUCACGAUCAUCCUCAAGGCUGGCAGGGUCCUGGAGCACUCUGAUCCGGGUGUUAUCAUCGUGUUCCUCACUGCAUUUGCCAUCUCUACCAUCAUGCAGUGCUUCCUGUACAGCACAUUCUUUAACCGGGCGAACCUGGCCGCCUGUGUGGCUGGCUUCCUGUACUUCAUCAUGUACCUGCCCUACACGCUGGCUGUUCAGUGGGAGGACUUCAUGACCACAGGACAUAAAGUUCUGUCUUGCUUUUCUUCUGGUGUGGCUUUUGGCUGGGGCUGUAAUUAUUUAGCCACUUACGAGGAACAGGCGAUUGGCAUACAAUGGUCCAACAUUGCCACCAGUCCCAUAGUGGACGAUGAAUUUAACAUGCUGUCCUGUAUCUUUAUGAUGCUGUUUGAUGCUGUGAUUUAUGGAAUUUUCACGUGGUACAUCGAGGCAGUCUUUCCAGGUCAAUAUGGAAUUGCCAGAAAGUUCUAUUUCCCAUUCCAAAAAUCUUACUGGUGUGGUGUCUCCAGUACCAAGGCAGAGGGCAGGGCCUACUUGUCUAACACACCAGAUGUAGAACUCGGAAAUGGUGGAAUCCCACUGUUGCAAAUUAAUAAAGAUGCCAAUUUGGAAGCUGAGCCUAAAAAUAGAAAAUUGGGAGUCUCCAUAAAGAACCUGAGGAAGGUGUACAAACAAGGAAAGAAGCUAGCUGUAGACAACCUCAGCAUCAACUUCUACGAGGGACAGAUCACGUCAUUUCUGGGACACAAUGGGGCUGGCAAAACCACCACCAUGUCUAUUUUGACUGGUUUAUUUGAGCCCACAGAUGGAACAGCUUACAUAUAUGGCUAUGACAUUCGAUCCGAGAUGGACAACAUUAGGAAGGGUCUGGGGAUGUGUCCUCAGCAUAAUGUCCUGUUCGAUGGACUGACUGUGGAGGAACACCUUUGGUUUUUUGCCCGUCUGAGAGGGUUGGAGGAUGAUAAAGUGAAGGCUGAGAUGGAACACAUGAUUAAAGAUGUUGGUUUGCCUCACAAGAGGAAGGAGCUGUCAUCUUCAUUGUCAGGUGGUAUGAAGAGAAAGCUGUCUGUGGCCAUUGCCUUCUGUGGAAAUGCUAAGACAGUCAUUCUGGAUGAACCGACGGCUGGAGUGGAUCCGUACGCUCGCCGAUCAAUCUGGGAACUACUCAUUAAGCUGAAGAAAAAGAGAACCAUCAUCCUAUCCACACACCACAUGGAUGAAGCUGAUGUUCUAGGAGACCGCAUUGCAAUCAUCUCACACGGAAAACUCUGUUGUUGUGGCUCCAGUCUCUAUUUGAAAUCUCAGUAUGGCAGUGGCUUCUACCUGACUCUGGUACGAGGAAAGGAGGGGGAGUGUGAGAAAGACAUGGACUCAGAUGAUGACUCGGAUGAUGAUUAUCCAGAUGAUACAUUGUCUUUGGAUUCCAGACCUAGCACCGUAUCCAGUAUCCGAACUGUGCGAGCCGUCAAGGCCACACUCAAAGAGCAAGAAGAUGAAGGAUAUGAUGAGAAUUCCAAGAGCGACUCAGGAAGUGAUCCUCCAUCCAAACCAUCAACUCCACCACCAGAGGGAGCCUUCAUGAUUCCAGGUUUCUCCAUCGAUCGCCUUGGUGCAUUUAUCAAGAGGCAUGUCAAACUUGCCUAUCUGAUUGAGGAGACCACCACAGAAAUGGUGUACCAGCUCCCUGACGAUGAAGCGGAACUCAAAAAAUUUGAGAGUUUGUUUAUUGACCUUGAAAAGAAUCACAAAAGUCUUGGAAUAUCCAGUUUUGGAAUUUCUGAUACCAGCUUAGAAGAGGUGUUCUUGAAAGUUGCUGAGCAGGCAGCAGAUGCUGAAAUGCCAGAUGAAGUGCGGCGAAGUAGACUGGAGGACCUGACUGAUAGUGGUAGAUUCGCUCGUCCUGUGAGUAGGCUCAGCUUUAGGAGAAAGAAGAAGAAGUCCUUCCUUAAAAGUCUGGCCAGCAGGAAAAGGUUUGGCAGGAUUGACUCUGAAGAGCUCAUCAGCGACACAGAAUCAAUAGCCUCGGAAGCGAUUAGUGAGGCCCCCACCGAAGCUGGAUUCAGAAUGGAUGACUACAAGAAAGUGAAUGGAAAGUUCCUUUUCCUCAGGCAGUUCCAGGCUCAGUUCAUCAAACGAUUCCACCAUCUCAGACGAUCCAAAAAAGGCUUCUUCUUUGAGGUUAUCAUGCCCGCAUUGUUUGUGCUGCUGGCCAUGGUAUUUUCGGAGAUCAGACCACCAGAUAAUGAACAGCCACCUUUGGAACUUCAGCCCUGGAGAUACGUCCCUAAGAAGGGAGACAAACAUCUUUAUGUCUUUUACAGCAAUGAUGGAAAGGGUCAGGAUUGGUCAGAUAGCAUAGUACAAAGCCUAUUGACCAGACCAGGCAUCGGAAAUCGCUGUAUGAAUCCCAGUGUCUAUUCCAUCAAUGAUUACCCGUGUACAGGAGAGAACUCUAAUUGGGUGAACUUUCAUCCUAUCUAUGCCAACACCACCAUCGACUCCCCCAGCUGUUCCUGUGAUACAGGUUUCCAAAAAUGUCCCGCAGGUGCAGGUGGUCCGGAUCCCCCCCAAAAACUGUUACCUUCCUCCGACUACUUAUACAACAUGACGGGAAGAAACAUUAGCGAUUGGCUCGUCAAAACCAUAAAGAGAUAUCAGCGGCGGAGAUUUGGAGGCUUCUCCUUUGGAGAUGAGGAUCCCUUGGCAGCAUUUAAUGCUACAGAACUGAGGAUAGUCUUAGAUGAAUUGUUUACAGUGCUGAACAAUGGAACUUCGGUGACGUCACUCAAUGAAAGUGUUCUGACACAAACACUAGAGGGAUUAGCAACUCAGAGAGUUAACAAGGUGUGGUACAACAACAAAGGCUGGUUUGCAGUGGUGGCCUACAUGAGUGCCAUGAAUAACCUUAUUCUGCGGAGUAACCUUGACCCCUCACUUGACCCCACUCGUUACGGAAUCACCACCGUCAAUCACCCCAUGGAGCUCACCAAAGCUCAGCUCACCGAGAAGCUUCUGUACCAGGCUGCCUUAGACGUUGUGAUAGCUAUUUGUGUUAUAUUUGCCAUGUCCUUUGUGCCGGCGAGUUUUACCAUGGUCCUCAUUGAAGAGAGAGCUUCCAAUUCCAAACAUCUGCAGUUCGUCAGUGGAGUCAAUCCUAUCAUUUACUGGCUGUCCAACUUCCUGUGGGACAUGAUCAACUACCUGAUGCCCUGCUUGAUAUGCAUUAUAAUAUUUGUGGCCUUUGACAACCAGUCCUACGUGGGGCCAAACAACUGGCCAUGUUUAGUGUUGUUAAUGUUUCUGUACGGGUGGGCCAUGAUUCCAUUGAUGUAUCCAUUCUCCCGCCUGUUCAGUAUUCCCAGCACCUCCAUGGUGGUUCUACAGUCUGUUAAUGUCUUCCUGGGCACCACUGCCACUCUGGCCACUUAUGUCAUUGAGUUCCUGCAGGCUGAUGAUGAGGAGCUGAAAAACAUUAACGAUAUCCUGAAGCGUGUGUUUCUUCUGCUGCCCCAGUAUGGUUUGGGGAGGGGACUGAUGGACAUGGCCUACAAUCAGAGGGUCACCGAUACUGCUGCUCUCCUGGGGGAAGAAAUAUACACCGAUCCAUUUGAAUUUGAGCAAGUCGGACGAAACCUGCUGACCAUGUUUUGCAUUGGCAUUCUGUUUUUCACUCUUAACUUACUGAUUGAAUACAACUUCUUUAUAAAACGAGGGAUGUGUUUCUGGUCCCCGAAACCUACCCACACACCUCUGGAUGAUGAAGAUGAGGACGUGGCAGCUGAGAGGAAGAGGAUUCUCUCAGGAGAGGGAAAAGAUGACAUCCUUAGACUGCAGAACCUCACUAAGGUGUAUCGUUUGUUUGGUAAGAAGGGGCGGAACACAGCAGUGGACAGGCUAUGUGUGGGGGUCCCUAAGGGGCAGUGCUUUGGUUUACUGGGAGUGAAUGGAGCUGGGAAGACAACUACAUUUAAGAUGCUUACAGGGGAUAUCUUUGUAACAGAAGGAAACGCCUUCCUCAACAACAACAGCAUCCUGUCGGAUAUGGUACAGGUUCGCAGAGACAUUGGAUAUUGUCCCCAGUUUGAUGCAUUUGACCCCCUGCUGACAGGAAGAGAGAUCCUUCGAUUUUACGCAAGACUGAGAGGAGUGCAGGAGAAGGAUAUCAAAAGGGUAUCGGAAUGGGCCAUAAGAAAACUAGAACUGCGAAUUUAUGCUGAUAAACUGUCUGGAAGUUACUCGGGUGGAAACAAAAGGAAGCUCUCCACUGCCAUAUCCCUGAUUGGAAAUCCACAGAUCAUUUUCCUGGAUGAGCCCACCACAGGAAUGGACCCUAGGGCACGAAGAUUCUUAUGGAACUGUAUCAAGAACAUCAUUAAAGAUGGGCGCUCAGUCAUCCUCACCUCUCACAGUAUGGAAGAAUGCGAGGCUCUCUGUGGCAGGCUGGCCAUAAUGGUGAAUGGAACAUUCCGUUGUCUUGGUAGCACUCAGCAUCUCAAAAACAGAUUUGGUGAUGGCUACACCAUAAUAGUCCGGGUAGCCGGUGAGAAUCCAGACAUGGCUGGUGUUGAGGAAUUCAUCACUACCACAUUCCGUGGAUCGGAACUAUUGGAGGCCCACCAUAACAUGUUGCAGUACCAGCUGAAGUCCCGGGUCAAACUGUCCUACAUAUUUGGACAGCUAGAAAAGGUCAAGUCCAGACUCAAUAUUGAGGACUACUCAGUCUCGCAGACUACACUGGACCAGGUGUUUAUAAACUUUGCCAAAGAUCAAACAGAUUUGUUGGAUGAUGAAAUUCCUGUUAAAUCAGAAAAAAAGAAAUCUAGUAUCAGAAAAGGUAAUGGAAUAUUUCCUAUUGGUGGGACCUCGGGAUACACAGACAUAGACAAUGAUAGUAUUGCGGGCUCCAGUCUAGGAGGAUCAUUUUUAGAGCUCCGACAACCAAACAAAAGAUUCGGAGGGAACAUAGAUUCCAGUAAUUUGGCUUACACAGACGAGGAAAGCCUCACAGGAAGCACGGUGGACUUGAUUCGCCCCAGUAGUGCUAGAAGUAGUACCCGGAGCUCUAACACAAUGUCCAAUGUCCAAAUUUUCUGAACAGUGCACAAGAUGAUGCUGUCAUUGUGAAGCACAGUUAAAUACUUCAAGGGAAGGACCAGAAAUACUGAUAACUUGACAUAUCGGAAUGGAACAUAGAGCGCAUGAGGCUUGGAGGAAAUAGGACAAAUGUUCCUCAAUGUGAUAUUAAAAAAUGUUUUCUUACUUACAAGGUGACCAAUGCUGCAAUUGCUUUACAUCUAGACCUGAUCUGUGAUGUGUUGAAUUCUAAUUUUUUUUUUAAAUCACCUUUAGAAUGAUAUACACAGUAGUAUGUGAUUGUUGUACAACUUACGUUUUCUUUAGAUUUUCUUUACUUAAUGAAAUGUACCUCCUUUUUUUGUUUACACCCUGGUGUUUUGUAUUUUCCUGGUAUUUUGUGUACGUGAACACCGACAUGCUGGUAAUGUUAAUGUGUACAUGCGUGAAACUUACUCAGUACAUGUAAUUUGUUUUGUUUGUCAAUGAGAGAAUCUCAUAUUUUAUAUCCAGCAAAUGUGUUUUUUUCUUAAAAGAUUGUGAUUGAUGUUGUCCAUACUUCAGACAGUGUGAUGGUUUUACUUGUUUACGACAUCUGUCUUUCAUCUUUAACUUUCCGUAUGUAACCGGAUUCCCGUGUAUCAAUGUAGCACGUAAAAAUCAGGAAAUGUACAUACUUCAGUACUGUCAUCCUGGAUUCACUUAUUCCAAAAUUUGUAUUUUCAAAACUCUUUGUCUCUGAUACAUACACAGAUACCUGGGAGUGUCAUCUGAUAUCAUGGAGUAGUGGCAAGAUGUAGGACUUAUCCAUUCUUGAAUACAAAGCUGAAUGUUCAGAUCUCUACAGAGGCAUAGACAUUUUUUUUAAUUCACUUUAUUAAUUAUUGGCACUGUGGGGUUUUUUUAAAGGUCCAUGGAGAUCAUAGGAAAUAAAACUAAAAUAAUUCAAUCUUUUUUUGUAAAUGUAGUUGGGGAAUAUGAAUUUAACUGAAACUGAACUACAAUUUCAAAUUUUCAGGAUCUGAAGGUUGUACAACCUUAAACUAUAAAUUCAGGAAUCAACUCUAAAAUGUACUAAUUCUUCCUUGUCCCAGAAAACAGUGCAUCUUAUGAAUUGAAGAACAAUUUUAUUACAUCUAUUUGAUGAAUUGUUGAUUUGUCAUUAAAAAGAGGUUUACAGAAACAAAGUUUGAUAAUCGCUUGAUUAACAGGAAAUAAAUGAAAUUUGUUGUGUAGCUUUUUGGUAUGUGGUGGUUGUUAACGAUUAACCCAUAUAUGUAGGUUUCUUUUACAGAGAAAAUGUGCUGAAAGUCCUUUUGAAACAGCUUUCAACACUGACUUGCAAUUUCUUUAUUCAUCUUGCACACACAAGUUUCAUUUUAUAGUAAUGUAAAACCUUUUUUAAAAUAUCAGAACUUAACAUUUUUUAAGGACUUUCAACUGUGAUGUUCCCAAUGAAAACUUAAUGAAUAUGUGUUAAAAAAAAAGAAAAAGAAAUUGACAUAUUUCAACACAACAUCAGUAUCUAUCACAUGUACAUGAAUAUCCGGGAGCAUAGUUUGUUUUUGUUUGUGCUGAUCACAUUGCUUUUGUUUUGUUCAUGAUCAAUGAUUAAAUUUUUGUUAUAUUUGAAAAAAAAAUUUAUAAUAAAACAUGAUAUUACA